UUGCCACCUUCAAAAGUUACGAAAGCAUUCGCAAUCACAGGUAGCAUGUCCUCUAAGUUUUUGGUCUCCAUGUAGCUUAAAUCGGUGUUGUAAAUAGACCAGUGGAUUAUGUAAAAAUCAAAAGGGCUUUAUAGUAACGUGUAUAGUUGUAGUUCCCACCUCAGUAGUUCCUGUGUGGUUACGGAAAUUUACUAAUACUUCGUUACGUUAGCCGAAGCCUCACAGUUAGCUAACGUGACAUUUCACCGCUGUUUGUUGGAAAACCUUUCAGAUGACACAGUAAGUGCCCACUGGAAACGCCAUCAUCACAAUGACAGAUCAGGAAGGAGAGGGGUGGGGAGGCGUUAAUUUGUCACCUCACCUGCACACUGAUGAGUGUAAUGAACUAAUAACCCUGUUGAAGCAGUGCCACAAAGAGCACAAUUUCCUGAAGUUCUUUGGCACGUGUAAUGAUGUGGACCGUGCCAUGCGUCGGUGCCUGAAGAAAGAGAGGCUGGAGAAGCGGGAGCGUAGCAAGCAGCAUGCACUAGAUAUGAAAAAGAGACUGAAAGACGGGCCCAAGGAGCAUUUCUGAAGAGCAUGUUUCUCCAACUUUGCCACUGGCUCUGCGAGUUAAUCCCAUUCAGAUAUUGGGACACUGAAUUAAGCAUGAGACUGUUUAAAAAAGCUUUCACAUCUGCUUUUCUCUGAAGACAGAGGAGUUGGAACUUAUUGUCUUUGUAAAGUAGUAGUGUGGUUUAUUUUAGCAUUUUAAAGUCUAAACAUCAUGAAUGUGUGUACAUAACGUUGCACAAGACUUGUUGAGUUGAGUUCAUGUUUUCAUUAGUUUAUUGGUUUCUCUGUCUAAAAGCAAACCCCAAAACUGCCUAAUGGAUUGAACACUCAGUUGAAUGGUGGAGCACUGGCAAAAGAAGAACCUGUUUUUUUAGAAGUGGAUCUAGCUUGUUACAAUUUUCAGAUAUUUUUAAUUGGUUUCCGGUUUGAUAAAUAGAUUAUAGGUCUUUUCUCUCUCUCUCUCUCUCACAUUACCUUGUAUUUACUGUUCAUUUGAUGGCUGGGG
Molecule: messenger RNA, 1060 nt
Organism: Melanotaenia boesemani (Boeseman's rainbowfish)
Lineage: Eukaryota; Metazoa; Chordata; Actinopteri; Atheriniformes; Melanotaeniidae
Gene: cmc2
Product: C-x(9)-C motif containing 2
Exons: 5
Coding region: 311-574 (87 amino acids)
Cellular component (GO): mitochondrion
Source: RefSeq, a predicted model, not a curated record